AUGAUCAGUGGUGUCCAAUUCGGACCAAAGCUCAGUUGUUUUGAUGUGUAUGGAAAAUCUUCGGACCAUCCCGUCAGAGUAGAAGCACCGCGCCGAAAAAAAGAAUCGUCUAAUCGUAGAGGAAAAUUCACCGUAUUCGACGACGAACCCGUUUGUAUAACGCCAACACAUCCCUUGGCACAGGCAAAGAAAGAAUUGUCAGAAUUGUGGACGAGAAAAGAUGAAGACCUUGACUGGAAUUCUAUGAUAAACAGCGAGUCGAUAAGUACUCACAGUAAGCAGCAGUACGAUGAGAAGAGGAGGUCGUUGGAUGAAAUGACGAGUAUGGAAUUUGCACAGGCUUGGAGUGUCGUCGCGGAUUCAGCUAAAGAUAAUACUUCUCGAAAGUCCACGGAAAUGUUGGACGAAUUUGAACAGGAAGUCCCGACAAGUAGCACAUUUACAUCGAGCCACAUUUCAACAGAUGUCGACGCAUAUCAACGCUCCUAUGCAGAUCUCAGUACUGUUCGAAGUACUACAGGACUUGAGGAUAGUCGCAUUUCAUUCGCGUUGCACGAUUUGACUGGGCCUGUACGAACGAAACGUAGAGAAAAAGAGCUAAUGAAAUAUAUGGGAGUGAAUAAUCUCGAUUUCAAUAUAGCCAAACGACAUGCGCCAAAAGAUAAUGAAGAAGUGAUGACCGGUGUUUUUCUGAACGGUGUGUUUCGAAGCAAAUCAAGAGAAGCCACUACCUCAGAGUCUGUAAUAGUGGAACGAAUGUUUCCUGACCCAGCUAGGAAUACAGAGAAAGAAAUCGCUGCAUAUACCAAUAACGAUAGCGGAACAAAACUGCAAUCGUCUGUUAUCGAAGCGAAAGACAUCACUUCCCUAAUAAGGCAGAUAUCACAAUCAAGAGCUGAUCUUAUGUGUACCGCUAUGGACGGUCAUGCUACGUUAGAAUCAGCUGAACGAAUGUUUCAACGUGCUAACGAUUGGUUCAGUCAUAUGCUGGAUGAGUUGGAGAAACGGAUUAAAAAUGAGCGAAAUCUGGAAAAACAGAAUAGGCGCCAUAUCGAAAAAAUGUUGCAUCCAGUUGUUCAAAAGCUUUGUGACCUUCAACUCGUCUAUGAAGCUCUGGAUUUUUUGGACAAGCGAACAAAAACAUGUGGAGAGACGGUCACACGUUCGAAAGACAACAUGCGUAAUGCUCGGAGAAUAAUAGCGAAGUUGAUGAGUUUGGACUCAAAACGCUCUCAACCCACUCUUGAGCCAGGAAACACUUACAAUUUGGCGUCAGAGACGUCCACUGCUUUCCACCAAAUGGAGCAAAGUCUUCUCGAGACAAGUCCAUUUACUGCUCGAUCCACAUUGGCCGCUAAAUUGAUCGAUACCGUGAUCACUCAAAUGAGAGGUAUACACAAAACGGUUAUUCAAGAGAUACCAAGACGUCUGCUUUCGGAAUACCUUGCACAUCUAGGACCUCCCACUGCAAAAACAUCUAAAGGUGCGCCUCCAAUGAUAUAUGACACAAGGAAGUUACUUUCCGCACCAAGACGAAGGAAAUAUUGUCCUUACAUAAAACUUGAUCCGUGGCCUACCGAGGGAAGUCGCAUAUCAGACACCGAUGUGACUAAUUCAAGUACGAUACUAAGCGCAAAGAUCUCUACAGUUUCGUUGUCGGAUUAUCACGAAUCCGCUAUGAGUAACACUCCAACUGAUUCCGGUUUAAGUCAUAAAGCCGACAUUUUUGUGGACUUUAAUGUCAAUAAAAACUUAUCUGAGGAUCAACCACCUAGUGCUGUUGGAACUCGUGGAUGUACAGCUUCAGAUACUUCCCUGUGCAAUUCAUUCGAAGAGGCUAAAAUAAUCCGAAAUCCUCUCAAAAGGAAUGAAAAUGCACCGAAAUCAACAGCUCCCGUCGUAGCAGCACCUCACAUUGCGACUGUUCCACAAAGUGCUGCAACAAUUGCUCAAAAACCUUCAAAAACUCCCGAUCCGAUUCGAUCAAGAAUCAGGAAGGAGGCAGACAGCAAAGUAUCGAAGAGAAAAAAAGGUGAAUAUCUGAAGAGCGCUGAGAAAUUGUGUGCCUUAAAUGAACUUCUGGACAAGAAACCGAAAGGGAUGUCUCCGCUGAACACUGCGCGAACACAAAUCUCAGAUCCACUCGACAUAUGA
Molecule: messenger RNA, 2154 nt
Organism: Necator americanus (New World hookworm)
Lineage: Eukaryota; Metazoa; Nematoda; Chromadorea; Rhabditida; Ancylostomatidae
Exons: 21
Coding region: 1-2154 (717 amino acids)
Source: RefSeq, a predicted model, not a curated record